Molecule: messenger RNA, 5267 nt
Organism: Pleuronectes platessa (European plaice)
Lineage: Eukaryota; Metazoa; Chordata; Actinopteri; Pleuronectiformes; Pleuronectidae
Gene: grid2
Product: glutamate receptor, ionotropic, delta 2
Exons: 16
Coding region: 308-3367 (1019 amino acids)
Biological process (GO): synaptic transmission, glutamatergic; monoatomic ion transport; modulation of chemical synaptic transmission
Cellular component (GO): plasma membrane; postsynaptic membrane
Molecular function (GO): glutamate-gated receptor activity; transmitter-gated monoatomic ion channel activity involved in regulation of postsynaptic membrane potential
Source: RefSeq, a predicted model, not a curated record
GCGACGGUUCUGUUUCCUCUGCGGCUCCGCGCCUCUCUCCGCUCGCCCCACAAUAUGAUUUCAUGCCGGUGAGAAUUUCAACAGGGUGCCAGUGUGUGUGUGUGAGUACACGGGGAUCUCUGCUGAUUCCCCCUCAUCGUCCAGUGAAGAGCACAUCAAGGAGCCAGAUUACAGGGAAUUUCCUUGAUGGACUAUUAGAAAACAGGAGCUCCGGGGUUUUCGGGAUUUUAACUCGCUCUCACUCCCAGAGCCGUGAUUCUCUUUUAUUUCUCUUGAUUCUGGGGAGGGGGACGUACAUGUGGACAUCAUGAAAGUUACCUCCGCUGUGAUGCUGCUCGCCGCCGUGUUUUGGAGCCAGGAGUGGAAGUCGGUGCUCUCGGAUUCAAUCAUCCACAUCGGUGCCAUCUUUGAUGAGUCAGCACGGAAAGAUGACGAGGUGUUCCGUCUUGCCGUGGCGGAUCUCAAUUUGAACAAUGAUAUCUUGCAGACGGAGAAGAUCACGGUUUCAGUGGAGUUUGUGGAUGGAAACAACCCCUUUCAGGCCGUACAAGAAGCAUGCGAGCUGAUGAACCGCGGUAUCCUGGCCUUGGUCAGCUCAAUCGGCUGCAUGUCAGCAGGCAGCCUUCAAUCUCUUGCCGAUGCCAUGCACAUCCCCCACCUCUUCAUCCAGCGCUCCCCAGCGGGGAGUCCCCGCUCCGCCUGCCCACCCACCAGUCGUGUCCCUGGAACCGAUGACUACACCCUAAUGGUCCGCCCACCUGUCUAUCUCAAUGAGGUCAUCAUGCAAGUGGUGUCUGAGUAUAGCUGGCAGAAGUUCAUCCUCUUCUAUGAUUCUGAUUUUGAUAUCCGUGGGAUCGAGGAUUUCCUGGACCGGACCUCUCAGCAGGGAAUGGACGUCUCCCUGCAGAAGGUGGAAUCUAAUAUCAACAUGAUGAUCACAAGCCUGUUCAGAACAAUGCGUGUGGAUGAGCUGCAUCGAUACAGGGAUACACUACGCAGAGCCGUGCUGUUCAUGAGCCCAGCCACUGCCAAGGCUUUUAUCACUGAGGUGGUGGAGACCAACCUGGUGGCUUUCGAUUGUCACUGGAUCCUGAUAAAUGAGGAGAUCUCCGACUACGACUUGCAGGAGUUGGUUAUGAAGUCAAUCGGUCGGCUGACGUUGAUUCGGCAGAUGUUCCCCGUGCCUCAGAACACAACUCAGCGCUGUGUCAAACACAACCACAGGAUCGACACUUCCCUCUGUGACCCCAAGAGCCCCAGGUCCCAGCAGCUGGAGAUCUCCAACCGCUACAUCUAUGACUCCGUUUUGCUGCUGGCCAACACCUUUCACAGAAAACUGGAGGAUAGGAAGUGGCACAGCAUGGCCAGUCUGAGCUGCAUCAGGAAGACCUCCAAACCUUGGCAGGGAGGCAAGAGCAUGCUGGAUACUAUCAAAAAGUUUGGUGUAAGCGGCCUCACAAGUUUCCUGGAGUUCACUGACAACGGCUCGAACCCCAACAUCUUCUUCGAAAUCCUGGGGACGAAUUAUGGAGAAGAACGGGGAAGAGGAGUCAGUAGGCUGGCAAUGUGGGACCCAGUUCACGGCUUGAACGGCACGCUGACCGACAGGAAAUUAGAAAACAACAUGAGAGGAGUGGUGCUACGCGUUGUCACCGUUUUGGAGGAGCCGUUUGUAAUGGUGUCUGAGAAUGUUCUGGGGAAACCCAAGAAGUACCAGGGCUACUCCAUCGACGUCCUGGACGCGCUGUCCAACUACCUGGGCUUCAAGUACGAGAUCUACGUCGCCCCGGACCACAAGUAUGGCAGCAUGCAGCCGGACGGUCAGUGGAACGGACUGAUGGGUGAAUUAGUCUCCAAGCGAGCCGAUGUGGGACUCUCUGCCCUCACCAUCACGCCUGAGCGAGAGAGCGUUGUGGACUUCACCACACGCUACAUGGAUUAUUCUGUGGGUGUUCUGCUGCGAAAGGCCGAGCGCACCGUGGACAUGUUCGCCUGCCUGGCUCCCUUCGACCUGUCACUGUGGGCGUGCAUCGCGGGCACCGUGCUCCUCGUUGGCAUCCUGGUGUACCUGCUCAACUGGCUCAACCCACCCCGGCUACCCAUGGGAUCUGUGUCUUCGACCACGCUGUACAACUCCAUGUGGUUUGUGUACGGCUCCUUUGUACAACAAGGUGGAGAGGUACCCUACACUACCCUGGCUACGAGGAUGAUGAUGGGCUUCUGGUGGAUGUUUGCUCUGAUCGUCAUCUCCUCGUACACGGCCAACCUUGCAGCUUUCCUCACCAUCACACGCAUCGAGAACUCAAUACAGUCUCUUCAGGAUUUAUCUAAGCAGACAGACCUGCCUUAUGGCACAGUGCUGGACUCUGCAGUCUAUGACCAGGUGCGCUCCAAAUCUAUGAACCCCUUUGAGAGAGAUCCCAUGUACUCCCAGAUGUGGCGGAUGAUCAACCGCACCGGAGGAGGGGACAACAAUGUUGAGGAGUCAAAAGAAGGCAUCCGCAAGGUGAAGUAUGGGCGGUUCGGCUUCGUGUGGGACGCAGCCGUGCUGGAGUACGUCGCUAACAAUGACGAGGACUGCUCCUUCUACACCGUCAAGAGCAGCGCACCAGACCGUGGCUACGGUAUCGCCAUGCAGCACGGCAGCCCCUACCGGGACAUCUUCUCCCAGAGAAUCUUGGAGCUCCAGCAGAACGGGGACAUGGAUAUACUGAAACUCAAGUGGUGGCCGAAGGACAGCCCAUGUGACCUGUACAGCUCAGUACAGACACGGCAGCACAGCAAUGCCCUGGACAUCCAAAGCUUCGCGGGUGUCUUCUGUGUCCUGGCGGCUGGCGUUGUGCUCUCCUGCCUAAUCGCCAUGGUGGAAAGCUGGUGGUCACGGAGGAAGGGAUCCAGGGUCCCCUCCAAGGAGGACGAUAAGGAGAUCGACUUGGAGCACCUACACCGCCGGGUUAACAGCUUGUGCACCGAGGAUGAGAGCCCCCAUAAGCAAUUCUCCACCUCUUCCGUCGAUUUAACGCCCCUCGACAUGGAUGCGCUGCCAGCUGCGCGACAGGCCCUCGAGCAGAUCAGCGAUUUCCGCAACACCCACAUCACAACCACCACCUUCAUCCCCGAGCAGAUCCAGACCCUCAGCCGCACCCUCUCUGCCAAAGCCGCCGCUGGAUUUUCCUCUGGUUUCAGCAGCGGCGGGGGUGUCCUCCAGGACCACCGGACUGGGGUUGGCCCUUUCAGGCAGAGGGCCCCCAACGGUGGCUUCUUCCGCAGCCCCAUUAAAACAAUGUCCUCCAUCCCCUACCAGCCCACAGGUCCAGGACCCAACUUUGGAUAUGGCAACGAUCCAGACAGGGGCACCUCCAUAUGAGGAGUCGCUAAGAAUGUGGUCGGUUCAGGAGGAGGAGGAGGAGAAGGAAGAGUAAGAGCAGGAGGUGAGGUGGUUAGAGUCAGUCACGGGGUGGUUGAACAAAUACAUCACGGCUAAGGAUAGAGAUCUGUGUACAUAGGAAUCUCUCUGUUUUAUAUGUGAGGAAGACGACGGGGGUGGAGCUCUGCUGGGGCAUCUCCUGAUCCUCCAGCAAACCAAGCUGGUGAGGUGCCAGAGGGGGAAGAGGGAGGGGGAUCUUUGCUUUAUUGAUGUCGUUCUUGUGAUUGUUUAGGGGAUUCUUUUGGGAAAUAAAGGGGUGUGAAAGGGGAUCUUAUUUUUUAUAGUUUUGGUUUUAUGGCAUGAGGACUGCCUCAUGUGAGGGACAUUUGCUGAAAUGACCGGACUCCUAUUACUGUCUGAACCCCAGCUCGGAGGGUUCAGUUUCUACGACUCUAACGCGAGGAAAUACUUCAUAAUGCUUGUGAGCUCUCAGGCUGGCAUUGGUGGAAGACUGGCGCGGGCUUUGGCCAAGAAGCAACCACAACCAAUUAGCAAUUUUGGGGCUGUUAUUUUAUGAAGGUAUAUAUAACCACAGUGUUGUCCGUAGCCCUGGGAGUGCACACAGGAAAACCCUUGUAGUUUUGAAAAGGCCCCAUCUCAGUGAAUAUUGGAAGAAUCCACUUCUCCGGGUUUUCUCUGCCUUUUUGCUAUGUGGGAGUCCAUUCUCGGUUUUCUCGUCUUCUCCGGUGUUGUUCCUCCAACGCCUCGGGUUCUCGACGUGUAAGUAUCUCCAAGACGGUGUCAACACAGUGGCCUGACUAGACCUAAGACUUUACAGCUGAACCCAUGCUGACACAGUGAUGGUGCGUCGCUCUGAGAACUGUUGAAAUGCAGCGCAACAGUACGACACUGUAGAAUCACCAACCUGGUGCAUCGAUCUUAAACUACGUCUGCCAUUUUGGUGCAUCAGCCUGAAACUCUGACCAUUUUGAUGCACAUUAAAGACUCUUUGUCAAUUCCACUGCACUGUACCAGUGCCCACAGACCUGUAAGUGAUUGUAUGUAGAGCUGACCUUUUUCUUUUUCUCACCUUUAAUGUGCUAUCUGCUUUUCGAGACAAGGUGAGAACCUCGAAUCAGACUCUCAGAGGGAUAGUAAAAGGGAUGUUACAAAAAAAACUUCUUAAAGAGAAAAAAAACACACAUAAAAGACGAGCCGAAAGACUUCAAAAAGCGUAUGCUUAUUAUAUGUCUUUUAUUGAAUUUUGUUUUUGAAAAAAAAAAUAGAUUUUAAUGCGUGGAAUGUGUUUUGGUCAGGAAGUACAAAAAAAUAACAUUGUUCUGAGCUGUCUGCUUGUUUUUUUUAUUUUCUUCAGCAAACUUUGAAAAACUGCUAAAUGAGUGAUGUAGUCUCUGGGUUUAUUGCAUAACUGUCAUUCAGACUUUUACUUUUGAUUUCCUUUUUUUUCUUUCUUUUGCUUAAUUAUAGUCUUGCCAUGGCCUUGGUGUUUAAAGAUAAAAAGCUAAUUCUGUAAGGUCAUGUCCUGUUUGAGUUCAUCGAUCACUUCUUAUCAGGUUCGAGUGGGGAAGCAGAGUUGAUUUUGUGUUAAGGAGAAGCCAUUGCAACAGCAUCUUCAGUACAGGCCUUAUAUGUUGACUAUAGCGAGUCAUACCCUCCCAACACCCAAUUUAUCACCAUGUACAUUAAAGAGCAGCGAGUCCGUGGCUGUACUUUCGGGGUCAUGGGAAUGUCACCAACAGUCAAUGGCCAUUGGAACCCUGUGGCUGCCUUUUAUGAGAUGAGUUCAAAAUAUACUUCUAUUUCAUAUCUGUAAUGUUAAGGCGACUGUUUAUAUACCUUGUUUUUUUUUAAGUGCCAAUUAAUUAAACUGAGACCAUUU